AGAGCGUUGACUUGAGUAAAAUUUAACCAAAUGAAUAGGCUUUGUUUCUUGCUGUGUAAUUAGCGAUAGAUGAAUACAACUCGGGUCGUGCGCGUUUGGUACAGGUUGAACAAGGUAAACUAAGCUAUAUUUUUGCGCAUUUCUCAUCUACAACGACUGACGAAUAGCGGAAUAUUAUUUGCCUAUCUAUGAAAACACUUGCAGGCAAUUAAAUAGUUACAUGAAAUGAAACAAAGCCAGGAUGAAUAACCCUGGGUAUUGUGGCGACCCGGACAGCACCUGCGACACGGAUACGGUGGAAAUCACCGGCGUUACACUGGAUUGUUCAUGCACCGACGACUCACCGCCGAUACACCUCGACUCUGUCACAGGGCAUAAUACCCCUGAGGGGGGUGAGAGGGCGGCAAACGGUGCGCCUAAGACGGUGGACUUGCCGGAUGAGCCUGCGCCGGGGGUGGGCACGUACGAGGACUUCAACACCAUCGACUGGGUGCGCGAGAAAUGCAAGGACCGGGACCGGCAUAGAGAGAUUGCCGGUAGAAGGAAGGAGUCGGUCUGUGCGUGGAUCAUAAGCAUCAGUGAUGCCUUCUCUGGCUGGCUGGUCGUGCUGCUUGUUGGAUUGAUGUCAGGUGCGCUGGCCGGUGGCAUCGACAUCUCGGCGCACUGGAUGACGGACCUGAAGGAGGGCGUGUGUCUGGAUGGGUUCUGGUUCAACCAGGAGCACUGCUGCUGGGCCUCCAAUGAGACCACCUUCCAGGAGCGUGACCGCUGCCCGCAGUGGAAGAGCUGGGCCGAGCUCAUCACCGGAACCGCCGCGGGGCCCUUUGCCUACAUUGUGAACUACCUGGUGUAUGUGUGCUGGGCGCUGCUCUUCUCCUUCCUGGCUGUGUCACUGGUCAGAUCCUUCGCCCCCUACGCCUGUGCGUCUGGAAUCCCAGAGAUCAAAACCAUUUUGAGCGGAUUCAUCAUCCGCGGCUACCUGGGCAAGUGGACCUUGGUGAUUAAGACCAUCACCCUGGUGCUGGCCGUGUCAUCCGGGCUCAGCCUGGGCAAGGAGGGCCCCCUGGUGCAUGUGGCCUGCUGCUGCGGCAACAUCCUCUGCCACCUCUUCACCAAAUAUCGCACAAACGAGGCAAAGCGUCGAGAGGUUCUGUCUGCGGCGGCCGCAGCGGGGGUGUCCGUGGCGUUUGGCGCGCCGAUCGGGGGGGUGUUAUUCAGUCUGGAGGAGGUGAGCUACUACUUCCCGCUGAAGACGCUGUGGCGCUCCUUUUUCGCCGCCCUGGUGGCCGCCUUCACGCUGCGCUCCAUCAACCCCUUCGGGAACAGCCGGCUGGUGCUGUUCUACGUGGAGUUCCACAGCCCCUGGCACCUGCUGGAGCUGGUGCCCUUCAUCCUGCUGGGCAUCUUCGGGGGCAUCUGGGGGGCCCUCUUCACCCGCGCCAACAUCGCCUGGUGCCGGCGGCGCAAGACCACGCGGCUGGGCCGCUACCCGGUGCUGGAGGUGCUGCUGGUGACCGUGGUGACGGCGGUGCUGGCCUUCCCCAAUCAGUUCACCCGCAUGAGCACCAGCAGGCUGAUCUCGGAGCUCUUCAACGACUGCAGCCGGCUGGACGCGUCCAAGCUCUGCGACUUCGGCAACGCCACGGGCGAGCCGUCCUCCGGCGCCCUGGGGGACCGGCCGGCCAGCAGGAGCCUGUCCAUGGCCAUGCUGGAGCUCUGCCUGGCCCUCCUCUUCAAGAUACUCAUGACCAUCAUCACCUUCGGCAUGAAGGUGCCCUCUGGUCUGUUCAUUCCCAGUAUGGCGGUCGGGGCGAUAGCAGGGAGGUUGCUGGGGGUUGCCAUGGAGCAGCUGGCGUAUUACCAUCAUGAUUGGGCGCUGUUCCGGGGCUGGUGCAGCCCGGGCGCCAACUGCAUCACCCCGGGGCUCUACGCCAUGGUGGGCGCGGCCGCCUGUCUGGGGGGGGUGACGCGGAUGACUGUGUCGCUGGUGGUCAUCAUGUUCGAGCUGACGGGGGGCCUGGAGUACAUCGUGCCGCUGAUGGCGGCGGCCAUGACCAGCAAGUGGGUGGCGGACGCGCUGGAGCGCGAGGGGAUCUACGUGGCGCACAUCCGGCUCAACGGCUACCCCUUCCUGGAGGCCAAGGGCGAGUUCAGCCACAAGACGCUGGCCAUGGGCGUGAUGCGGCCGCGGCGCGGGGAACCGCCGCUCUCCGUGCUGACGCAGGACGGCGUUACCGUGGGCGACGCCGAGGCGCUGAUCGCCAGCACCUCCUACAGCGGCUUCCCCGUCAUCACGUCCCCCGAAUCCCAGAGGCUGGUGGGCUUCGUCCUGCGCCGCGACCUGGUCAUCUCCAUCGAGAAUGCACGGAAGCGACAGGAGGGUGUCGGGAGCGCCUCGAAAAUCUUCUUCACAGAGUACACCCCCCCGCCAUUGCCCGACAGCUCCGCCCCCCUCAAACUGCGGGGUAUCAUGGACCUCAGCCCCUUCACGGUGACGGACCUCACCGCCAUGGACAUCGUGGUGGACAUCUUCCGCAAACUGGGCCUGAGGCAAUGUCUGGUCACUCACAACGGGCGCCUGCUGGGGAUCAUCACCAAGAAAGACAUUCUGAAGCACAUGGCGCAGAUGGCCGAUCAGGACCCUGACUCCAUUCUCUUUAACUGAAAUCUACCUCGUAGAACAUUCCACAUGGGAAGGCCAUAUCUCUGCACCCCUCAGGUAGUCCACUGGCCAGCAGCAUUGCACUCUUCACUGUACAUUACCAGAGUUACCUGGGGUGUAUUCACUGUACUCCUGCCUGUAAAGAACAUCGUCCCUCUGGACAUUUUGAGAAGAAACCUUGGGUUUGAGGUGGUUUAGAUGUCAGCUGGACCUGUCGUCGUGCUCUGAACAUUUGAAACGAGCCAAGGUUUCGCAAAGGAAACGUGUCUUUCUACAAACACUGAAACCCUCAAAAGCUGGGUUUUAAAAUGCAAAUGUCUGAACUGUGAGGCGUGGAGCGGCAAAUCCCCUUUUCUGCUGCAUAAAAAUGACUUCUCCGGGAACUCAUGAAAGUCAGCAUUUCUGGAAGGGAUGAAAGUAUUGACUCCUCUUUAUUAAUUCCAGAUGUUCUACUGGGGAGUCAUACUGUGAGAUUUACUGUGACACAGUGCAGAUAAAUCAUGGGAUGAUAAUCUGCUAAUCUAAAACAAUGAACACUCACUAAAUAACUUAGAUAAAUGUCUCGGAAUAGAAUUUCCAUGCUUUUGAACAUAA
Messenger RNA from Anguilla anguilla (European eel), 3256 nucleotides. Its product is annotated as H(+)/Cl(-) exchange transporter 5-like. Lineage: Eukaryota; Metazoa; Chordata; Actinopteri; Anguilliformes; Anguillidae. Gene Ontology annotation, molecular function: voltage-gated chloride channel activity. The transcript has 13 exons. Gene Ontology annotation, cellular component: membrane; Golgi apparatus; early endosome. The coding region runs from base 242 to 2665 and encodes 807 amino acids. Gene Ontology annotation, biological process: chloride transport; transmembrane transport. The record is from RefSeq and is a predicted model, not a curated record.